ACAUUAUGCAACGAUUUCAAGCUAUUCCAACGAUAGAGAGUAAUUGAAUAUAUAUAAAUAUAUAUAUUUAUAUAUCUGUAACUGCAAUAAAUGGCGAACCAAAUCGUUGCGAUUACUCUCGUCUUCUUCGCCGUCGUGGGGAUGGCAUCCGCUGCGGACUCCACCCCGUCUGUUGCUCCUUCCUCCUCUGGGUUCAGCCCUGGCGAACUGGCUGACGGUCCUAUCUUGGACAACGUGAUUGGCACUGUCACCGGUGCCGGAGUCACUGAUGCUGCCCCUGUCGGCGGUCCAGUCCCCGACGGGGCUUUCCCCAACCUCGCCCCCGCCCCCACACCCGCAAAUGGUGCCACCGCACUCGGAGGGACAGCCGUCGCGGGAGCAAUAGCCGCCGCCGGCGUCGUUGGUGCAGUCUUCUUCUAAAUAAAUCCAUCAAUAAGAGACAUGGGAGCGCAUCCAUAGCUCACAGUAUGAACAAAAGGAUUACCAUCAUCUUAUGUUCUUCCAUGUGUUUUAGGGUCAUUAUACAGACAACAUAUAUGUUCUUUUUUUAAUGUUUCUUUCCUAUAUAGGAACGCAAUUCACAAUUGUUGCGUUGCACUCUUUAGAUGAAUAAAAAUUUUCAUAUCAUUCUCUUCA
Molecule: messenger RNA, 636 nt
Organism: Sesamum indicum (sesame)
Lineage: Eukaryota; Viridiplantae; Streptophyta; Magnoliopsida; Lamiales; Pedaliaceae
Source: RefSeq, a predicted model, not a curated record